This is a messenger RNA of Wasmannia auropunctata (little fire ant), 7296 nucleotides long. RefSeq lists its product as uncharacterized. Gene Ontology annotation, molecular function: nucleic acid binding; aspartic-type endopeptidase activity. NCBI's taxonomy places the organism in Eukaryota, Metazoa, Arthropoda, Insecta, Hymenoptera, Formicidae. The record is from RefSeq and is a predicted model, not a curated record. Gene Ontology annotation, biological process: proteolysis; DNA integration.
AUGAAGAGCUGGAUAUAUCAGUUGUCAAAGGCUGAGUUAGCAGCCGAGGCUAAAAGAGUAGGACUCGACGAUACCGGCACUAUCGACCAUUUGCGACAGAGGCUGUCGAAGUUUGUAACCGCGAAUCCUGAACACCGCUACGAACCUCCGGGCGACGUCCCCGACGAUAUUCCAAACGACGCUUCCGACGAGUGGGAGGACACGAUGGACGAUCCGCCCGAAGCGAAAGAACCGGUACCGACACCGGCCAAAACCGCCGACGCCAUGAACCAGAUACGGAAGUGGGGCUGUCACUUUGAGGGCAAGGACCCCCUCGCGUUUCUGGAACGAGUGGAAGAACUGCAGCUGGCGUACGGGUACUCCAACGAGCAAUUGAUGCUGGGCCUCCCGGAAUUGUUGCGGGGCGAUACCUUGCUAUGGUAUCGCAACGGACGGGAGAGCUGGCAGUCCUGGGAAGAUUUCGAACAGGCAUUCCGGCUCGAGUACGUACCCAGGCGAUACCGGGCCCAAUUGACCCGAGAAAUCUUGAGCCGGUUCCAGAAACCGGACGAGCCGUUCAGCAAAUACGCCACGGCGGUGCUGACCAGCAUGCGGCGAGCCGGCGGUUUCACGGCCGCAGACCAGUUGGAGCGGCUCUAUGAUAAUAUGAGCCCUGACUACAAAAUGUACAUCCGGCUGGACGACGUUGCCACCCUGGGGGACCUGCGGGCCCAGGCCGCCGAGUAUUUUACUGCAAUAUACUCCAAAAUACCAGUUGAAAAAAUAGGAAACCACGCACUGGUCUUUAUGUUUCAACUUUUCAAAGGAAAAUAGGUGCAAAUGGGAUGUUUUCUUAGUUCAGGAAAUGCAUCUAAAAUAGUCUUGCACCAACUUAUUAUGGAGUGUAUCAUUACAUAUCUCACGGAGAAAUCAGGCUUCAAAGUUGACGCAGUUAUAUUAGAUGAUGCAUCUUGGAAUCGCUUCAUGACACUCUCGUUCUGGCAGGCUUCCGAGAUUCUCGUCACAUCUCCGCGAAGUCCCUGUGCAGAUCGGGACGGAGUCCUCGCCCGCGUCUUCGCGAUCCAUUCCACGAUGGACAUCGCUAUCAAAAAACAAGUCAUCUCUGCCGGAUACAUCGAGCGCUUCUGGGACAACCUCGUAAAGGUCGGGAAGGAGAAAAUGACCCGCGCCUACAUAACGACGCGGCUGGAGCUGUUGGAGUCCUAUUGGAGAAAGUUCAUGGAAGGGCACGAUGCCGUCUUAGGAUAUGAGGGCGUGGAAGGCACGGAAUAUAUGAAGAGCGACGUCUUCCAGGCCACGGAGGAGCACUAUGUGAGCGUGAAGUCUCGCAUCACCGCCCAUCUGGCGGUGCCGCCUUCUCCGACCCCGUCAGGCAAGGGCGAAGCAAAUGCCGUCUUAAGGCAGAUACAGCUGCCGAAGAUCAGCUUGCCCACGUUUGAUGGCGAUCAGCUGGCAUGGGAAGGCUUUCGGGACCUCUUCGUCUCCUUGGUUCACGACGUGGAGGGACUUGCUCCGACGCAGAAGCUCCAGUACCUCAAGGCCAGCCUUACUGGAGAGGCGGCGGCGGCCGUCGCAAACAUCGAGAUCUCGAAGCGGGGCUACGCCUUGGCGUGGGAGGAGCUCGCGUCGCGCUACGACAAUCGGAGAGUCCUGAUGGCGACCCACAUGCGCGUGCUGCUGUCCAGCCCGCCGGUGACCAAACCAUCGGCUUCCGAGCUCGGCCGACUCCUAAGCGUGGUAAAUCAGGCGGCACGCUCCUUUCGAACGCUAGGCCGCCCCGUGGAUCAGUGGGACGACUGGUUCGUCCACAUACUCGUCGACAAACUCGACUCGGCGACGCGGUUACUGUGGGAGUCGGAGCACAAGUCAAGUCGAGACUUCCCGACCUUCGAGGAGCUGAAGGAGUUCCUUCUCACCCGCGCUCGGGCGCUGGAGGCGGCCGGCCCGCGACCGACACAGACGACCGCCACCAUCUCCAACGCGCCCCAAGGGACGGGUACAAGGCGAAGUGGACGCAAGGAAGAGGUGUCGGCCCAUGCCACCGCCACCGGAGCUGACAACCGGGGACCACAGUGUCCACUGCAGUGUAGGGAGCGGCACUACCUACGCUCCUGCGCCCGCUUCAGGGCGUAUUCAGUGGAACAGCGUCGCGACCUUGUACGAAAGGGGAGACUGUGCUUCAACUGCCUUGGUCAAGGUCACGCGGUUUCGGCUUGCCCCUCCACAGGUAGGUGCCGCAUCUGCCAGGAGACCCACCACACGAUGCUACACAUACUGGAGCGAGGAGCGCCGCCGUCGGCCACUCCGGACUCAACCGAUUCCGCUGUGUCGAAGGACAAGGUCGAGCAGCCGGUUGAGGCAACGAGGGUCGCCGCGUUAUCCACCUCCACUACGAGCAUGGUGCUGCUCGCGACCGCCAUGAUCCGGCUGAUCAGUGACACGGGCAGAUCCAUGACGGUUCGAGCGCUACUGGACUCAGGAUCGGAGGCGUCGUUCGUGUCCGAGCGGGUGGCUCAACAUCUCAGGCUGCCACGACGCCGCGUCAACGUAACCGUCUCCGGCCUGCAGGGCACGACCACCGGGAGAGCCGCCCACGCGGUCUCUCUGAUGGUGGGUUCGGAGAAAGCGCCCUCCUUCAGGAUCGCGCUACCGACGGUCUUGGUAUUGGCCAAACUUACCGCCCUCACGCCGGGACGACAGGUGCUGAGGGGCGACUGGCCUCAUCUGGAGGGACUUCAGUUAGCCGAUCCCGGCUUUGACAGGCCGGCUGCGGUCGACGCCGUACUCGGGGCGAGUGUGUACGGGAUGCUGCUCGAGGGUGAUGUCCGACGCGGCCACCCCGACAGCCCGACGGCUCAUUUGACCGUGUUCGGAUGGGUGCUCAUGGGCGUCCUCUCCGGCGCCGACUGCGCCACGCCGCAGUCCGUGGUGGCACAUCACGCGUCGGUGGAACCGGACCUUCAACACGAUCUUCGUCGGUUCUGGGAAUUGGAAGAGGUGGCCGACGAGCGGAUACCUUCCCCGGACGAGGCCCACUGCGAGCAACUGUUUGCACAGACACACGCCCGUGACUCGGAGGGGCGAUAUAUCGUUCGCCUCCCCCGGAAGACGAACCCGUCAACGGCUCUCGGGGCUUCCCGUCGCGGGGCAUUGCAGAUGCUUCUCAGCACGGAGCGCCGCUUGGAGCGAGAUCCGUCGCUCAGACAGAGGUACGCCGACUUCAUGGACGCGUACCUUGAGUUGGGCCAUAUGGAGGGGGCACCCAGAAGCGGAGUCGGUGAAUGUUACUACCUGCCCCACCACGCCGUAGUCAAGGCUACGGACCCGGCCGGGAAGAUCAGGGUGGUCUUCAAUGCGUCCUUCCGAACCUCCUCCGGGGUCUCGCUGAACGACGUGCUACUCGCCGGACCGAAACUGCAGGUCGACCUCUGGUUGGUCCUUACCCGUUGGCGGCUCCACAGGUACGCAUUCACCACGGACAUUGUGAAGAUGUUCCGCCAGAUUCGCGUGCACCCAGACGACGUGGACCUGCAGAGAAUUCUGUGGCGGGCGGAUCCGACCUCGGAGGUUGAGGACUACCGGCUCACCACAGUGACCUACGGUACGACGUCCGCACCGUAUCUCGCCAUCCGCACCCUUCUGCAGCUCGCACAGGACGAGGCAACACGGUUUCCACUUGGAGCGGCUGCCAUACGCUCCAACACCUAUGUCGACGACAUUCUCGCUGGAGCGGGCUCGAUGGACGGGGCGCUGGAGCUGAAGCGGCAGCUGGUGGGGUUGCUUAAGGCGGGCGGUUUCCCCCUCAGCAAGUGGUCCGGGACGCACGCGGACCUGUGCCCUGAGGGAGAUCAGGAGGAGCGACUCAUCUCCACCAGCGACCUGGUCGGGGCAUUGGGCGUCCUCUGGUCCCCUAGCCGAGACUCGCUCGGCCUACGAGCAGUUCCGAUCUUGACUUCGACCGAGGGGCCCACCAAGCGACGGGUCGCCUCCGACGCCGCAAGAUCAUACGACCCGGCCGGGUGGGCGGCGCCGGUGCUCGUCACCGCCAAGAUUUUCUUGCAGGAUCUCUGGUUGGCGGGAGUAGAGUGGGAUCAGCCCCUUCCUUCACACUUACGGGCUCGCUGGAUGGACUACAUCUCCACGUUGCAUGAGCUGGACAGCCUGAGCAUACCUCGCUGGGCCGGCGUCACGGACGGAUGUACCAUGCAGCUGCAUGGCUUCGCCGACGCAUCCGAGAGAGCAUACGCCGCAGUGGUGUAUUUAAGAAGCGAGGACGCGUCCGGCGCUGUCAGGACAAGCAUUCUGGUAGCCAAGACAAAGGUCGCCCCAGCGAAACCGGUCUCGAUCCCGAGAUUGGAGCUGUGCGGGGCCCUGUUGACGGCGCGCCUGCUCGACCGGGUGGCAAAGGGGCUCGGAUUGCCAGCCGACGCCCUCCAUGCAUGGUCGGACGCCAGGGUGGCGCUGGCAUGGCUGAGAGCGCACCCGUCUAGAUGGAAGCCGUUCGUAGCGAACCGGGUGUCCGCCAUACAGGAGCUGGUGCCCACGGAGCGGUGGCGCCACGUGCCGACGGCGGACAAUCCUGCGGAUGCUGCAACGCGGGGUAUCACCCCGUCAGAGCUGUCAGAUCUGAGCCUGUGGUGGAGGGGCCCACCCUGGCUGGCGGAGCCGCCCGAACGGUGGCCACUCGACCCCUGCGAGGAGCGGACCGACUGCGAGGUGCGCCGCGUGCACGCGACCACGACGGCCACAACGGAGCAGGAGAAUGACUUACUGUCCAGGUUCUCAUCUCUUUCCAGGUUGAUUCGCGUAACGGCCUUCUGUCGUAGGUUUCUUCCAGGACAGGCCUGGACGGGAGCCCACCUCUCUGCAGACGAGCUCGAGGGCUGUCGACUUGCCUGGCUUCGAGUCGCACAGCGGCAAGACUUCGCGGGGGAGACGGAGGCACUCUCCCGCGGUCAGCGGCUGCCACGCCGAUCGCCGCUGCUGGCGCUAAGGCCCUUCCUGGGGCCCGACGGGCUUCUUCGAGUGGGCGGGCGACUGGAAAAUUCCCCGCUGGAAUUCGAGGAGAAGCACCCGAUCAUCUUGGCAAGGACGAGCCACCUGUCGUUGCUGCUGGUCCGGGACGCCCACGAGCGCACGCUACACGGUGGACCACAACUGACUCGCAGCGUGCUAGCCCGACGAUACUGGAUCAUCCACGCCGGCCGCCUAAUACGCUCGAUACUACACCGCUGCGUGCGCUGCGCCCGUUUCAAGGGCGAGGCUGCCCAGCAACAAAUGGGCCAGCUUCCUGCAACCCGUGUCCGGGCCGCGCGGCCGUUCCACUCCACCGGCCUGGACUACGCGGGGCCCAUCCAACUGCGUACCUCAAAGGGACGAGGCGUGAAGUCCUUCAAGGGCUAUAUAUGUCUGUUCGUGUGUAUGUCCACACGGGCAGUUCAUCUGGAAGCCGUAUCCGACCUCACGACGUCUUCCUUCUUAGCCGCCUUUAAGCGAUUUGUCGCCAGGCGCGGCCACUGCGCCCACCUGAACAGCGACAACGGAACCACGUUUCGAGGAGCCGACCGAGAGUUGAGGGAGAUGUUCAGGGCGGCGGCGGACUUCUACAAGGUCUGCCGGGAACAACUGGCGUCGGACGGGACAGACUGGAGCUUUAUACCCCCCUCGGCCCCGCACUUCGGCGGACUCUGGGAGGCCGGCGUAAAGUCAACAAAGUAUCAUCUUCGACGCGUAAUCGGCGACCACACGCUGACUUACGAGGAGCUCUCGACGCUCCUCUGCCAGGUAGAGGCGUGCUUGAACUCUAGGCCGCUCUACCCCUUGAGCACAGACCCAACGGACUCGGCCGCCCUUACUCCUGGGCACCUACUGAUCGGCGAGUCGCUGAUCAACGUGCCGGAACCGCCAGCGCUAACCAGCCCUUCGGGCCUCAUUAAGCAGCGCUGGCAACUAAUUUCUAAUAUGCGCGAUCAUUUCUGGAACAGGUGGUCCCGGGAAUAUCUGCAGCACCUGCAACAGCUUGGGAAGUGGCGACAGCGCUCGGCCAACCUGACCCCUGGCGCCAUCGUGCUGUUGAAGGACGAGCAGCUGCCUCCGGCGAAAUGGGCGCUCGGACGAGUCAGCGAAGUCCGGUCCGGGACUGACGGCCUGGUACGCGUCGUCGUCAUCGACACCGCCACCUCCCGAUUGACCCGUCCUAUCACCAAGAUCUGCCCGCUUCCCGUAUCGCAGGAUCAGCAGCAACCACGCCUGAUGAUUUUCAAUUUAAAAGUUAACUAUAAAUUAACAGAACAAUACGUAAAACCGAGAUAUUAUCAAAAAAUGAAUGUUGCAAUGGCCUUUCAAAAUGAAAGCUCUGAUUACAGCGAUGAACAGUCGAACGUCCAUCAAUGCGUUAAAGUCAGGCAAUCAAAUGUGGAAGUAAAACCGCCGAAAGGUUGCAACAUAUCUGAUGGAGAAGUGAUGGACGUUCUAUUGAAUACAAAGGACAUAAUAGAUCCCGAGGAAAGACGGCAGUGUAUAUCACCCCUUAAUAAUGCCGAACGCAACUACAGUGCAACCGAGUUAGAAUGCCUCGCGGUAAUCUGGGGGAUCCGCCGAAUGCGAGACUAUCUGGAGGGAUAUCCGUUUACGGUGGUUACGGACCAUCAAUCCCUCCGGUGGCUGCAGAAACUUGACGCGCCAACCGGAAAGCUUGGACGCUGGUCGUUCGAGCUACAACAAUACAACAUGGAUAUCAAGUACCGAAAGAGGGCCCUAAACUGCGUGGCAGACGCUCUUUCACGGCAACCCAUCGUCGCCGCCGCCGAAGCACCCCCGCGAUGCGCAUGGUACCGCCGGAUAAAGACCGCCGUGAGUACCGCUCCGCGCGAUUACCCCGACUACGAGAUACGGCAAGGGAAAUUGUACCGACACAUCCUCCAUAACUUAGAUUUCAAAGAAGUCGCAGCUGACAACCAAUGGAAGCUGUGCAUCCCGACCGAGCAGCGACCAGACAUUAUGCAAGCCAACCAUGACGACGCGACCGCCGGGCACCUGGGCAUAGCCAAAACUAUCUGCCGAAUCGCGCGGCACUACUAUUGGCCGGGGAUGUUUCGCGAGAUCGCGCGCUACGUACGAAAAUGCUCCAACUGCCUCGAACAUAAAGUAGCGCAAACCCGCCCUGCCGGUACCCUCAACGCGACCGCGGUGAACCGCCCCUGGCAACACGUGACCCUCGACCUCGUGGGACCCCUCCCACGCUCGAAGAAGGGCCACACCUGGCUCCUUAAUAUGCAGGACCGUUUCUCUAAAUAG